This is a messenger RNA of Thalassophryne amazonica, 2241 nucleotides long. It is a transcript of the gene zbtb45, whose product is annotated as zinc finger and BTB domain containing 45. Gene Ontology annotation, molecular function: protein binding. Gene Ontology annotation, biological process: regulation of immune system process; negative regulation of transcription by RNA polymerase II; regulation of cytokine production. Bases 130 to 2121 code for a protein of 663 amino acids. The transcript is spliced from 5 exons. The record is from RefSeq and is a predicted model, not a curated record. NCBI's taxonomy places the organism in Eukaryota, Metazoa, Chordata, Actinopteri, Batrachoidiformes, Batrachoididae.
ACCGUGGCCCAUGCACUGUACCCAUUUCCCUUCCUGUCCUCUCCAUCCCUCAAGCUGACGCAAAAUCCCAGACACCUUCCCCCCCUCCCCCACCCCCACCCGGUCCCCAGCACCUCGCCCCCUCCUGCCAUGGCUUCAGGCACAGAGACCGUGCACUAUAUCCACCUUCACAAUUCCAGCCAGUCGGUGCUGGAAGCUCUCCGCACGCAACGGCGCGAGGGGCUCUUCUGCGACGUAACUGUGCGGAUACAUGAUGCCUCCCUGCGUGCCCACGCCUGUGUGCUGGCAGCUGGCAGCCCCUUCUUCCAGGACAAGCUGUUGCUGGGGCACUCUGAAAUCUCCGUGCCACCGCUGGUGCCUGCUGAAACUGUGAAGCAGCUUGUGGAUUUCAUGUACAGCGGCUCGCUUGUUGUGCUGCAGUCACAGGCGCUCUGCAUCCUCACAGCCGCCAGCAUCCUGCAGAUAAAGACGGUCAUUGAUGAAUGCACCCAGAUCAUCUCUCAGAGGAAGGCAGGGGCGGCGAGUGCGGCCGCAGCAGCGGCUGCAGGUGGAGGGAUGCUUGGAGGAGUUCUUCCUAAACAAGAAGAACGUGGUGGCAGUAAAGGGAGGGAGAGUGGCGCCGGCGCGAGCUGUUCUGGUGGUGGCACAAAUUACCCAAACUUCUCUAAUUUCAUGGCUGACUGUGGAGCUAACAACAUGGGUGGAGGGCUUGGCAGCGCCAGUGUUAGUGUUAGCGAGAGCGGCCCCGGCCCCAUGGAGCAAGCUAACAGUGUGAGUCUGAUGGCGCUGGGCGAUAUGGGCCCCGGUUCCAUGUGCAGCGCCGAUGGCCUCGGCUCUGGAGCCAGCACAAUGCUCAUGAAGCAGAGCGCCAGCUGUACUCAGGAUGUCAGGUACAAGCUCAGAGACCUGCUGGCCCAGAGUGCUAACGGAGCGAGCACCAACAGCACAGGGAACCUCUCGGCAAGCUGCAGCUCCGGCGUAGGCAGCGUCGACAGCAUCGGCAGGGACAGCCUCCGUGGCAACACAACUGACCUCUCAGAUGACUUGGUGGGGAUGGACAGAUACAGUGAGGAGGAAGACUUGGACGGCAGAGAGCGGGGAAGAGAUGGAGACAGAGACAGGGGGGCGGGACACAGCCGCAAGCAGAGGCAGCCGCUAAGACUCCAGGUGCUGGGAGGAGAGGGAGUGGUGGUGAAAGACGAAGGCGUGCAGAACACAGAGGGCGCUGUCUACACCUUGGACGAUGGAAGACAAGAUGGAGAGCAGGAGGCCUCGCAGGAACCCAUGGCAGGAUUUGGACAGGAUUUCUAUGACGAGCAGGGGGUGUUUUCAGAGAGCUUUUGGCCUCAGAGCGAGCCUCCUCAGGCCAUGUCUUUUAAUCCCAGAGGACGAGUCAACAAACCUCUGACUCCACCUCCAACCACUCAGUCCAUCAACAACCAGCUUCUUUUCCAGUACCCAGUGAGCCAGUCGCAGCAAGCUCCGUUCUAUGUGGGCGGACCCAUGAGUGGAAUUGACACCAUGGCAGGAACAGAGCCUAGUCAGCAAGCUCCGCCCCCAGCACCCAUGACCCCCGCUCCACCUCCAGUAACCUCUUCCUGCUCUGCAGGCCCCUCCCCUUCCUCCCAGGGAUCUGAGACCUCAUUUGACUGCACACACUGUGGGAAAUCUUUACGUUCCAGGAAGAACUACAGCAAGCACAUGUUCAUCCACUCUGGUCAGAAACCUCAUCAGUGCUCCAUCUGCUGGCGCUCCUUCUCCCUGCGUGACUACCUCCUCAAACACAUGGUGGUGCACACCGGCGUCAGGGCCUUCCAGUGCUCCAUGUGCGGCAAGCGCUUCACCCAGAAAAGCUCGCUCAACGUGCACAUGCGCACUCACCGGGCCGAGCGCACCUUCCAGUGCAACGUGUGCCACCGGGCCUUCACUCACCGCACCUUGCUGGAGCGCCACGCCCUGCAGCACACCCACCACACGCCCCAGAGUCAGGGGCGUGGGGCUGAUAUGACCUCACCUACCAAGCACAGUCCUCCAGCUUUGGCAGGGCCCUCAGGUAUGGCUGGUGCGGCUGGCAUGGUCGGCAGCAUGGCCAACAUGCCCAGCCAUGGCACCUCCACUUAGAGAGAGGGGAAGUGAGGGUGGCACACCCAUUCCUUGAACCGGCACUUACUUGGUCCCAGCAGCCUGGUAGGGGCGGUACUUACUGGUUCCUUUGAUUUUAAAACUUAGCUACACCUUCUA